Molecule: messenger RNA, 1331 nt
Organism: Mangifera indica (mango)
Lineage: Eukaryota; Viridiplantae; Streptophyta; Magnoliopsida; Sapindales; Anacardiaceae
Exons: 2
Coding region: 265-990 (241 amino acids)
Source: RefSeq, a predicted model, not a curated record
UGCCCUGCCCUGCCCUGCCCUUCCCUUCAAGUAAAAAACAAAGCCAUAUCCCACUUACCUUUCAGUCUCAUAAUAUAAAUAUAUACUAAACAAAGCCAUGUGUUCAAAACGCACCUUGCCGGCCCCAAUACCCACAAAACAGACGCCGAGUUAUUGUUUUAUUUCUUCCUGCUUUCUUGUUUAGAUCGGUACAGGAAGUUCUUUUGGUAGAGGCCUAAGUUAUUGUAUCUUUGCUUACAAAAUCUCCGGGCCUGUUGAGAAAAAAUGAAGAAUGUUUCUAGAAAUAAGUUUCUGCUUUGUUUUAGGCCUGUCGUUGACAUGGAAUUUGUGCUUGAGACAGAAGAGGGUAUUGAUCGCUCCACAAAAAACCAAACUUUAAAGUAUAUCGCAGCUGAAAACGAGUAUUCGGCUUCAGAAAAUGAUCAGUGUUCACAGAUUUCUAAGAAUUCCAUGGUGAUUCGUCAUCCUUUACAGCGAACUUUCUCUAAGGCUAAGAGAGUUCAUGUUGGAAAAAAAUUGAGCCCAAGUUGUAGUUUUUGGAUGCAAAAGUCAAUGGAUUCAGGAGAUGAUGAAUCAGUGAAGCGCUCUAAUUUGCAGGAAAUCAAAACCAAUCAAGUUUCGCUUUCUCAAUCAUCAGUUGGUUCAUCUUCGUCGUCUUGUUCAAUGAGCAUUUCACUAUCAGAACCAAAGAGACAAAAGCAGAACAAAAACAACAACAGUCUGGCGAAGCCAAGUAAAAAGGACUACAUGGGUAGUUCUUCAAGUUUAAACUACGCCAUAAUCUUGCUACUGUUAAGUAUUAGUUUUACAAUUUUAUGGGGCCGGCUUUGCGCAAUACUUAUCACAUCAAUCUGGCUCUAUUUUGUUCCUAGACAAAGUGGUUGUAGGCGUGAUGAUGAAGAAGUUAGAAAGUUGAGCCAAAGAGAUUACAAGAAGAAGAUCAUAAUGGAAGGGGCUGCUAGAAAAGAACCACCAAGAGAGGUGCAUUAAAUUUUUUACGUGAAAAUUCUCUUUUUCGUGUUAGAUGCAAACUUUCAGAACUUAUUCUCUGCCUGUAAAUUAAUUGAAAGCUAUAUCAGAGUACACAAAAGGGACCAACAAACGCAAGUGUCUUGUGUUUUCUGCAGCUUCCAGUAGAGAAAUUAAGAAACUUUUUCUCUCUUAUAUAAUCUUUCAAUUUCCCAAUUGGAUGGAUUUAUUUGGAGAAGAUCAAAAACAGUCUACACAGUUUCAGACCUUACCUUACAAGGUCUAUAUAUUCCAUUAAGUAGCUAUUUGCUGUCCACUCAUCUUAACUUAAAUGGUGACUAUACAUUUUGUUCUUGUUUCUA